AUGAAUGAUGUUCAGGAGGCCACCUCCCCUGCGACCAGCCUCAGCGGUCCGGCUACCUGUGUCUCCAAAGUAGAGCUGCGUGUGUCCUGCAAAGCUCUGCUGGAUCGAGACACACUGAAUAAGUCAGACCCUUGUGUUAUCCUCAUGAUACAGACCAACGGACAGUGGACAGAGCUGGACAGGACAGAGGUGAUCAAGAGCAACUUGCACCCAGUCUUUGCCAAGGUUUUUUCUUUGGACUACUACUUUGAGGAGGUUCAGAAGCUGCGAUUUGAAGUCUACGACAUCCAUGGCACUCACAGUAUCGGGACCCGUGAUGAUGACUUCCUGGGUGGUGUGGAGUGUACUCUUGGUCAGAUUGUGGCCCAAAAGAAAAUGGUGAAGCCUUUGUUGCUGAAGUAUGGAAAAUAUGCCGGCAAAUCCACCAUCACGGUGCAUGCGGAGGAAAUUUCUGGCAACAACGGAUAUGUGGAGCUCUCCUUCUGUGCCAAGAAGCUUGAUGAUAAGGAUCUCUUCAGCAAGUCAGACCCAUUUUUGGAAAUAUACCGAAUGAAUGACGAUGAAACCGAACAGCUUGUCCACAGAACUGAGGUGAUAAAAAACAACCUGAACCCUGUGUGGGAGCCUUUUAAAGUGUCUCUCAUAUCACUGUGCAGCUGUGAUGAGGACCGGAAGCUCAAGUGCCUAGUGUGGGAUUAUGACUCCAGGGGGAAGCAUGACUUCAUCGGCGAGUUCUACGCUACUUUCAGGGAAAUGCAGAAAAUUUCCAGUGGAAAUAAGGUGACAUGGGAUUGUGUGAAUCCUAAGUACAAACAGAAGAAGAGAAACUAUAAAAAUUCAGGAGUUGUCAUUCUAAAUGAUCUUAAGCUCCACAGAGUGUACUCCUUCUUAGAUUACAUCAUGGGAGGAUGCCAGAUUCACUUUACGGUUGCCAUUGACUUCACAGCCUCUAAUGGAGACCCCAGGAACAGCUGCUCAUUGCACUACAUCAACCCUUACCAGCCCAACGAGUACCUGAAGGCUCUGAUAGCAGUGGGGGAGAUCUGUCAAGACUAUGAUAGUGACAAAAGAUUUUCAGCUUUGGGGUUUGGUGCAAGAAUCCCUCCGAAUUAUGAGGUGUCACAUGACUAUGCGAUUAAUUUCAAUCCAGAGGAUGAUGAAUGUGAAGGGAUCCAAGGAGUGGUUGAGGCAUACCAGAACUGCCUUCCUAAGAUCCAGCUGUAUGGCCCAACCAAUGUUUCUCCCAUCAUUAACAGGCUAGCCAAGCAGGCAGCAGGUGACGGCAACAUUAAAGAUGCCUCUCGAUACCACAUUCUGCUCAUCCUGACGGAUGGUGUUGUGACAGACAUGGCGGACACACGUGAAGCCAUUGUGCGAGCCUCCUACCAGCCUCUGUCCAUUAUCAUUGUUGGCGUGGGCAAUGCUGACUUCACAGACAUGCAGAUUCUGGAUGGAGAUGAUGGAGUCCUACGCUCACCGAAGGGCGAGCCUGUCCUCAGGGACAUUGUGCAGUUCGUGCCCUUCAGAGACUUCAAAACGGCUUCACCAGCAGCCCUGGCCAAAUGUGUCCUGGCGGAGGUGCCCAAGCAAGUAGUGGAGUACUUCAGCCAUAAGGCCAUCUCCCCCAUGUCUCCAGCGAGGGGUGUAAACACACCCAUCCUCAGCCCAGUCGCCACCACCCCAACAGAAUAA
Messenger RNA from Scomber japonicus (chub mackerel), 1692 nucleotides. It is a transcript of the gene cpne7, whose product is annotated as copine VII. Gene Ontology annotation, cellular component: plasma membrane. Gene Ontology annotation, biological process: cellular response to calcium ion. Gene Ontology annotation, molecular function: calcium-dependent phospholipid binding. NCBI's taxonomy places the organism in Eukaryota, Metazoa, Chordata, Actinopteri, Scombriformes, Scombridae. The record is from RefSeq and is a predicted model, not a curated record. The coding region runs from base 1 to 1692 and encodes 563 amino acids. The transcript has 15 exons.